CCCCAGAUGCUGCUGCUGCCGCCGCGGCCGCCGCCCCCGCGCGCCGCCUCCCCGGAGGCCGUGGAGCCGCCGCCGCCCAAGGCGCCCCCGUUCCCCCAGGCCGAGGGUCCCGCGUCCGCCCCGUCCUCGGCGUCCGGCCCGCGGCCCCCGCGGCUGGGCCGCCACCUGCUCAUCGACGCCAACGGGGUCCCCUACACGUACACGGCGCCGCUGGAGGAGGAGCCCCGCGGGCCGGCCCCGCGCGAGGCGCCCCCGGGAGAGCCCGCGCCCCGCAAGGGCUACCCGUGCCCCGAGUGCGCGCGCGUGUUCGCCAGCCCGCUGCGGCUGCAGAGCCACCGCGUGUCGCACUCGGACCUCAAGCCCUUCACGUGCGGCGCCUGCGGCAAGGCCUUCAAGCGCUCCAGCCACCUGUCCCGCCACCGCGCCACGCACCGCGCGCGCGCGGGGCCGCCGCACACCUGCCCGCUGUGCCCGCGCCGCUUCCAGGACGCGGCCGAGCUGGCGCAGCACGUGCGGCUGCACUGAGCGCCCCCCGCGCCCCGUCCGCCCCGCGCGCGAUGUAGACCAAAGCCGUCGCCCUCCCCGGGCCCGGGCGCCGCGCGCGCGCGUCGAGAGGCCUCCCGGGGCCCCGCGUGUCCGCGCGUGGGGGACGCCGGCGGAAG
Messenger RNA from Ochotona curzoniae (black-lipped pika), 662 nucleotides. It is a transcript of the gene ZNF580, whose product is annotated as zinc finger protein 580. The record is from RefSeq and is a predicted model, not a curated record. Gene Ontology annotation, molecular function: DNA-binding transcription activator activity, RNA polymerase II-specific; RNA polymerase II cis-regulatory region sequence-specific DNA binding. Gene Ontology annotation, cellular component: nucleus. Gene Ontology annotation, biological process: regulation of transcription by RNA polymerase II. NCBI's taxonomy places the organism in Eukaryota, Metazoa, Chordata, Mammalia, Lagomorpha, Ochotonidae. Bases 7 to 525 code for a protein of 172 amino acids. The transcript has a single exon.